AUUUUCCGAGUCCUUACGAGAUUUGUUAAUGUUUUAUACAAGAUAUCGUGUUACCAAACUAAGGUUGAUUUUAAGAUUAAUUAGUUUUAAUUUGUUCAUCAAACCAUUUACCUGGCGUGCAGAUGGGAUCCAAAUGUCUGUCAUGCACUAAACCUAUUGUAUAUAUAAUAUAAUCUGCACAUUACAAAGAAGUUAACUUGAACAAUAUCACCUACGAAUAUCUAGCUCCAACAUCAGAAAGUUAAAGUUUUUUUCAUAUCAUCAAAUUAAAAUAUGAAGGUGAGAUAACUUGCAAUGAUUACUCUGUAUGCUAGCAUUUAUUUGAAAAUAACUUUAUAUAUGUGUGUUCUUCGGACACUGCCAUAUGCUGCAGCAGAGAAUAGUUAUAAAGGUGGAAGUGGAGAGUGAAAAAUGCAGAAGCAAAGUCCUAACAGUCGCUGCCAAAUCUCAAGGAGUGCUUUCACUAUCCUUAGAAGGCGAAAGCAGAGACCGAGUGGUGGUUACCGGAGAUGGAGUCGAUGCUGUUCAAUUAACCAAUCAGCUCAGAAAGAAAUUCCGCUAUACCACGCUAAUAAGUGUGGAAGAUAUGGAAGAAGACGAAGAAGAAGAUGAAGAAGAGGAGGAGGAGGAGGAGGAAGAAGAAGAAGCCGCGCCAAAGGAAAAUUCACCACGCUCUCAUCCACCACCUUUUCAAAUUUGCACAACCUAUCUUCAAGGUUGUCCAUUAUGUACCGGCUUUGUUCCACCUUCUCCCAUGCAUAGUCACGUGGUUUAUGAUUCCGACCACAAUAGCUGCACCAUCGUCUGACUUAAUUUACCUGUAGGAGAUGGCUGGAUAUAGAUAUGUUUUUCAUGUGUUAUUAUUCUAUUUCUAUUGGUCUGGUUGAAUUUAUUUUUAAAAAAAUAUAUGUAAUGGAAAAAAAUUGUUACUAAAAAAAGUUAAGAAAGUUAUACCUCU
Molecule: messenger RNA, 958 nt
Organism: Vigna angularis (adzuki bean)
Lineage: Eukaryota; Viridiplantae; Streptophyta; Magnoliopsida; Fabales; Fabaceae
Product: heavy metal-associated isoprenylated plant protein 47
Exons: 2
Coding region: 365-808 (147 amino acids)
Source: RefSeq, a predicted model, not a curated record